ACACAUGUGGGCGGGACCUUUAAUAGCCUCAGCUAGCUAAUGCUAGAAGAAAAUCGAUCCAGGGAAUUUUUACAAAACGAAACCAGAUCGAUUGAUUUAAACAGGGAGAGGACGAUUAAACUGCUGCAGGAGGUUUACCUGCAAACCUUAAAGACUCCCCAAUGGCUACCGACAUGCCCAUGGACACGGUGCCGGCUCCUCACUCUGCCCCAGCCUCACCUCCAGACCCCACCCCAGCCUCGAAUCCUGUUUUGAGCUCGAGUGCAGCCCAAGACCAGAUUCCGACCCAGGAGCCAGCGAUAGCUGAGACCCCUGACACAGCAGUGACCCUGGAGCAGGAUGCCGUUCCAGAUCUCACCCAGGCUCAGCCUACAGACCCAGAUGUGUCACAAGGCCUUAUUCCAGGUUCUGAGCUGCCCCCGGCUUCCCUGCUGCCUCCACUGCCGCCAGCCAGCGCUAAGAACCCCAGCUGCAAGAUAAUGACCUUCCGGCCCACCAUGGAGGAGUUCAAAGACUUUGCCAAAUAUAUUGUCUACAUGGAAAGUCAAGGAGCUCACCGUGCUGGCCUGGCUAAGGUGAUUCCCCCAGAAGGCUGGAAACCCCGUAAGUCCUAUGACACCAUUGAGGACAUGGUGAUUCCAGCGCCCAUCAUGCAGGUGGUGACCGGUCAGUCGGGUCUGUUCACCCAGUACAACAUCCAGAAGAAGUCCAUGACUGUGAGCGAAUACCGCAAGCUUGCCAACAGCAAAAAGUACUGCACACCCCGCCACAAAGACUUUGAUGACCUAGAGAGGAAGUACUGGAAGAACUUGACAUUUGUGUCACCCAUUUAUGGUGCUGAUGUCAGUGGAUCUAUUUAUGAUGAGGAUAUUCAAGAGUGGAACAUUGGCCAUCUCAACACGCUGCUGGAUAUGGUGGAGCAGGAGUGUGGCAUCGUCAUAGAAGGUGUCAACACUCCCUACCUGUACUUUGGCAUGUGGAAGACCACAUUUGCCUGGCACACUGAAGACAUGGACCUCUACAGCAUCAACUACCUGCACUUUGGACAGCCCAAAUCUUGGUAUGCGGUCCCACCUGAGCAUGGCAAGAGACUGGAGAGGCUGGCACAAGGCUUCUUCCCUGGCAGUUCUCAAGGCUGUGACGCCUUCCUUCGCCACAAGAUGACGCUGAUCUCUCCAUCCAUCCUGAAGAAAUAUGGCAUCCCCUUUGAUAGGAUAACUCAGAAUGAAGGGGAGUUUAUGAUCACCUUUCCCUAUGGCUACCAUGCUGGCUUCAACCAUGGCUUCAACUGUGCAGAAUCCACAAACUUCGCCACCUUGCGCUGGGUUGACUAUGGCAAAAUGGCUACCCAGUGUACCUGCCGUAAGGACAUGGUGAAGAUCUCCAUGGAUGUGUUUGUGCGCUGCCUGCAACCGGAUCGCUAUGACUUGUGGAAGCAGGGCAAAGACACCACAGUGUUGGACCACCUUAAAUCCACUGAGCUCAGCAGCCCUGAACUUGAGUCCUGGAGGCAGCAUCGUGUCACCUUCCGAGCCAACCUCCUGCGGAGGGCCAUGCAGAAGAUGAAGCAGGUCCGUCGUCUAAAGCUGGAAGAGGUGAAGGUGCUGGCAGAGGAGGGCAUCCAGCUGGAUGCUGCCGAGUACCAGCGUCAGGUUGAAGAGCGUGAGGCCCAGCGGAGGCAGGAGAGGGAGGAGCGUCUAGCCAAAGAGGCUAUGAUGACCCUGGAGGCCAUGGAGCGUGAGGAGCAGGAGGCCGCCGAAGCUGCUGCUAAAGCGGCAGAGACUUCAACUGUGGAGGCAAAAGAAUCCGAGACCAAACCACAGAACUUGACAGAGGAUAUUGAGAAAAAGAAGCAGAAAAAGCAGAAAAAGACGUCAAACAUUCAGAACCCCGCCACCGGGUUUCAGGAAGCUUUUGAGCAGUUUGCUACAUCUGGCCCCAAGAAUUCAAAGACCACCAUGGCCAGCCAUCCGGAGACGGGGAACCCUCUAACCCAAAGAGCGAGUGACAUCUCAGCAGACAACAAGCUGGAUGCAUGCUACUCCAAGAUGAAGAUGCCAACAGAGGUAAAAAAGAGCCGCCGUCACCCCCUCAGCAAGCCACCUACGCGUUCCCCUCUGUCCAUCGUUAAGCAAGACCCAACAAUUGACAAAGAGCUGUCCUCCUCCAUGCCAUUGGACAGUGACAUGAAGAAGCAGGAGCACCUGUGGCAAAAUCGCUCACCCAACUUCUUGGCAGAGAAGGCCUUCAAUGCUGCCGUAGCAGCGCUCCAACCACACUGUGCUAUCUGUUCACUCUUCUGUCCGUACACAAAGCCACACAAAGACGUCUUCAUCACGAAUGACACCCAGCGCGCCUCUCUUCCUCGUCAUGGCAGUCUAACUCGUCCUCUGGUCCCAGAGAUGUGCUUCAGCGUUGGGGCAGGAAAUACUGAGCCUCCGCCCACCAACUGUCACAUCGGAGAGGAUGGAACCAGUCUUCUGCUACGCUGUUCCUCUUGCCACAUGCAGGUUCAUGCCAGUUGUUAUGGUGUAAAGCCAGACUCUGUCGGUGAGUCAUGGACAUGCUCCAGGUGUGCAGCAGGUGCCUGGACAGUGGAGUGUUGUCUCUGUAACUUGAGGGGUGGAGCCUUGAAAACUACCACAGACAACCGGUGGGUCCAUGUCAUCUGUGCCAUCGCUGUGGCUGAAGCUCGCUUUGUCAACGCCAUCGAGAGGGAGCCGGUGGAUGUCAGUGCUGUUCCAGAAACACGCAAGAAUCUGAAGUGUGUGUUCUGCCACGGCAAGAACGCCAAUCAGAACCGUGGCGCCUGCAUCCAGUGCUCAUACGAGAACUGCGCCACCUCUUUCCAUGUCACCUGCGCCCAAAUUGCUGGAGUCGUCAUGACGCCAGCCGACUGGCCCUAUGUGGUAUCCGUCACCUGCCACAGGCAUAAAAGGGUCACUCCAAAGCCUCGGACAGCACCCAAAGGCACUCAGGGUCCGAACCUGGGUCAGAGGGUGAUUGGUCGCAACAGUGACGGCUGGUACUACCACUGCACCAUCAUUGGCAUAGCAACGCAGACGUUCUACGAGGUCAACUUUGAAGACGGCUCAUACUGUGACAAUCUGCACCCAGAAAACAUAUUAAGUCAUGACUGCUUGCGGAGCGGCCCUCCUGAGGUGGGGGAGUUGAUUGUGGUCAGCACACCCGAAGGUCAGAUCCUGAACGCUUCCUUUGUCAAACAGCACACCCACAAGUUCUACCAGGUUGAGUUUCAGGACCAGAGUCAGCUGAUGCUAAAACACUCAGAGAUCCAUCAGCUGGACCAGGAACUUCCCAAGAGGGUCCGAGCCCGUCUCGCUAUACCUGUUCCCCAGGAAGAGCUUUCCUCAGCGGAUGAAGCCCAAGCAGCCAAACGCCGCCGCCUUCCCUCCGGCUCUGCUCCGCCUGCUGAUACCCCCAUGGAGACGACAGACCAACCCGCCUGCCCCAUAACUACGCCCCCAGUAGCAGAACCAGCAGCAGAACCUCAAAGUAUUAGUACACUGCCGACCUCACAACCUCUGUCCCAGCUCAGCGCUGCCCCCGCCCCAGCCAGCGGUGUUCAGAUGGACGCUGAGACCCCAAUGGACACGAGCGCCGCCCUCUCCGACACUCUAACGGAGUCAAACCUGGCCUCGGACCCCUCGCUGACUCUGCAGUCAACCCCUUUUCAGUCGACUUUGAACUCUGACCCCCUCCUGUCCGCCCCGUCCCCUCAGCCGCCUCCGCAGCACAUGUCCGACAGCUACACGCCAAGCAGCGGCUACGUUUCCUACAUGGAGACCCUCCUCCACUCACAUUUCCCUCAGUACGACGGCCCCGGACACCUGUAUUAAAAAAUCAACUCCACUAUGUUAUUACUCUGCCAACGGAGGCUGAGCCAAUAGGAAGUAAGCUAAUGGAGGUGGAUUCUACUGAGUGCUGUAUUAAUGGACAAAAACAUUUCCCACACCGGCUCUGAGAGCUCAGGGCGGGAGCAGGAAAAGACACGGACACACACAGGCACUCUUUUAAUGCAUGUUACUUUUCUAUUUUUGAGUUAAUGUAUUUGCAGUGGUGCUUUAGCCUGCUCUGAAGCAGCAGCUAAAGAGGACAAGGCUUUUUUAUUUAAUAAUAUUAUUAUUUGUGUUUUGUUUUUUUUUUGUUUGUUUGUUUUUUGUUUUUGUUUUUUUUUCUUUUUAGGUCUUUUGCUUUUACAGAUUUUGAUCAGCUGCUGUGCUUCUCUCCUCCAUCUUGAUAUAAAACACGUCUCUGGGUGGUAUCAACUCCAUACCUCGUUGCAUUAAUUCUACAACAGCACACUCCCAUUUUUUUGUACAGGAAGCUAAUUACUAAGAAAGCCUCUCAGCAGUGAGGCCCUGGUGGACUUCACUACUACUUCUUUUUUUUUUUUUUUUUUUUUUUUUUUUUUGGAAUCAAAUAACCAGCAACAAAAUAUCUAUUUUUCAAUCCAGCUUUGAAACUGUUUGGUGGAACUAAACUGGUCAAUAGGAACAUUUUCAACUUGGUGUUUUAUUGUCGGAUUGCAAGAGGAAAAAGGGGUAAUGGGGUAAAAAUAAUGUAUUGUAGGGGGGAACUCAGUAUUUAAAUGUCUUAGUCAGAUAUUGAAAGAAUUAAUUGUAAUAGAAGAAUCAUAUUGAAUGCAAACAUUAGUAGAUUUGUCUGCAGGAUGCAUUGAAUUUUUGUGAAGAUGUGACACAGUAGUUAACAGAUGAGACCUUUAUGUAUUGACGUCAUUCAAAUGGUCAUUUGGCGGCUCCACUUUUCACUUUAAAACUGUCUCAGGGUUCCUACAUCUGGAAAAUAAAUUUAGUUGUAACAUGCCGGUCUUCGCACUGUUAAGGAAAUUUAAAACAGCCCUGAAAAUUGUUUAAAAAAAAAAAAAAAAAAUCACUCAGCCCUAAUUGGCAUGUGAAUAUCCGUUGCGUAUAUUGUCAUAUUUGCUCCCGUUAACAGUAAUCUCCACAAUUCUGUAGAGUGAUAUUUGAACACUGUCACAGUCUGCCUGUUAGCACAUGAACUGGCCAGAACUAUGAAAUCAAUUUAAAGAAUGAAAAUCUUGAAAAUGUCUCAUAUUUGGAAAUGUAGGAACCCUUAAGUCUUGAAAUAUUUUGUACCAUACUUGGUUAAAAUAGUAUGUAUAAAUCAAUAUUGUAUAUUAUUAACGUUGUCCGUUUUUUUUCUAUUAACGUACUUUCCUUCGGGAUUAAUAAAGUUCUUAUCUUAUCUUCUUAUCUUUCUAGUUCAUUUUCUGAAUUGAUUUCACAAACUUGGCCGAUCUAAACUAUUACUUUUAUUUUUUUACAGAUUUAAAACAGGAAUAUUACUCAGUUUGUACUGAUAACUACAUGUUUUGUUUUGUUUUUUCUGCAUAUGGCCAUUUUGUGCUACAGUGGUGCUACAGAGACAUUAAACUACUGAUGGACUGAAUUUCCUCAACACUGUCAACUUGUACAUACCGCAGGCCUUGUGUAUUGUGAAUCAAACUUAUAAAUGUCUUUUCAUUUCCCUUUCUCCCUCCCCUCCCCCCAUGUCAUCACAACUGAUAUGUUGGAACACUUCUAUGUCCCUUUGUCCAAAUGAUAUUCAUCAAAAGAAUCUUAUUUCAUAGGGAUUAAAGUGGGUUGCUAGUCGCCA
This is a messenger RNA of Thunnus maccoyii (southern bluefin tuna), 5661 nucleotides long. RefSeq names its product lysine (K)-specific demethylase 4B (gene kdm4b). NCBI's taxonomy places the organism in Eukaryota, Metazoa, Chordata, Actinopteri, Scombriformes, Scombridae. The coding region runs from base 162 to 3860 and encodes 1232 amino acids. The transcript has 22 exons. Gene Ontology annotation, molecular function: histone H3K9 demethylase activity. Gene Ontology annotation, biological process: chromatin remodeling. Gene Ontology annotation, cellular component: nucleus. The record is from RefSeq and is a predicted model, not a curated record.